AUGGGAACUCGUCUCGCCACGACUCAUAGCAGCUCUUUCAAUGCCAAGGGAAGGAAAACAACUUUAAUCCAGUGCUAUGCACCCACAAAUGCUGCAACGGAUGGAGAGAAAGAGGACUUCUACAGCGCCCUGCAGGCUCAAAUUGACAAAUCACCAAAAAGAGAUAUAAAGAUAGUAAUGGGAGACAUGAAUGCCAAAGUUGGAACAGAAAAUAAAGAACGGGAGCUCACAAUGGGGAAAAAUGGAAUAGGCAUAAUAAAUGAAAACGGGGAACUCUUUGCUGAUUUCUGCGCAUUUAAUGAUCUAAUUAUAGGGGGGGGAACAAUUUUCUCUCAUAACACCACCUGGACGUCACCCGAUGGCAAAACAAAGAAGAAAAUUGAUUACUUCACAGUUUCCAGAAAGUGGAGAAGAAGUUUAAUGGAUGUUAGGGCGAAACAAGGUGCAGAUGCAGCCUCAGACCACCAACUCGUGGUUGCAAUACUAAAAUUAAAACUAAAAUCCUACAGGGAUCGAGCUGAUAAACCACACUUUAAAUUCAAUACAACAUAUCAUAGGUGUCCAAAAAUAAAGGAAGACUUUAACUGCGCAACAUGGGCCAAAAUUGAAGAUAGAAAAGAGAUAAAGCAGAAGAUUAACAAAUGUAAGGAUGAAAAAGAGAAAAUAAACCUCAGAACACAUUAUUGUGAAGUAAAUCGCAUGGUCAGGAAAUGUGCAAAAGAAGACGAAAGACAGUUCAUACAUGAGAUGAUAGAGGAGGUAGAAACUGCGGCACGACAAGAAAAAAUGAAGAGGCUCUAUGAAGUAACCAGGACACUAUCAGGCAAGAACAUUAAUCCCAACAAACCAGUAAAGGAUAAAGUAGGAAAUAUCUUAACAAGUGACACAGAAUAG
Molecule: messenger RNA, 894 nt
Organism: Physella acuta
Lineage: Eukaryota; Metazoa; Mollusca; Gastropoda; Physidae
Product: craniofacial development protein 2-like
Source: RefSeq, a predicted model, not a curated record